Eremothecium gossypii ATCC 10895 is the source of this 2607-nucleotide messenger RNA. It is a transcript of the gene SEC15, whose product is annotated as Rab GTPase-binding exocyst subunit SEC15. Gene Ontology annotation, biological process: exocytosis; intracellular protein transport; Golgi to plasma membrane transport. The coding region runs from base 1 to 2607 and encodes 868 amino acids. Gene Ontology annotation, cellular component: membrane; exocyst. The transcript has a single exon. NCBI's taxonomy places the organism in Eukaryota, Fungi, Ascomycota, Saccharomycetes, Saccharomycetales, Saccharomycetaceae. The record is from RefSeq and is marked provisional.
AUGUCGUUGGAACUUGAACAGGAGCCGCACACACAGCUUUCGCAGGAGCUGCAAAAAGUUUUAUUGACAGCAGAGUUCGCUGCGACUCGAGAUGAUGACUAUACGCCUGGAGAGACUGGCGAUGGCCUGAUGUGCCUGAGCGACCAGACAUUUGAAAAGUGGGUGCCGUAUCUGAGGCAGGCCGUGGAAUCUGACCGCCUGGAUGGCGUAGUAGAGGAGGUGUACAGCUCGGUGGAGGAGAACUUCCAGAAUUUUGAGACACAGAUCCUUCAGGACUCGCAGGUGAGUGAUAACUUGAGCUCCUCAAUUGAUGAGAUUGAGCGGAUCCAGAACCUGGCGGAAUCUUACCUGCAAGGGCAAGUGGCAGAUCUACAGGCGCAGCUAAGCGCCUCGACCAACGAGGUAGUGUCGAAGAAGCGUGCGCUCACCAGCAAUCGGCGCACGUCGAUCAAGAUAUCUGAAUCGAUCAUCCUUAUUGAGAAGAUAUUUCAGAUGCUGGAGCUGACAAAUAAGUGCCAGGAACUCAUCAGGGAUGGCAACUUCUACAAGGCGCUACAAAACCUGGACAAGUUGGAGCGCAUAUACAUUCACGACUUCAAGAACUACAAGUUCGAGUUUCUGGCUGUCAUCUAUAACUCUAUCCCCAAGCUUAAAAAUAUAAUAAAGGAUGAGAGUAUCAACCUGAUCAAAAAGUCUCUGAGCUCUAAUUUGGAAAAGACACUAAGUCAGGUAGGACAAACUUAUUUCCAAGUGUACAAUGACCAGCUGUUACCGCAUUGGCUUGCAAUGAAGAAGGCUAUGAAGCUAAGUAACUACAAAUUCAAUUCACCAGUUGAAGUAUCCUUGCGUGACGAUUCGUUUUUGGCUGGCCUGAAGCUUGAAGACUAUUAUAAUCUGGACGAAUUUUAUGAUUCCAUCAUGAUAUUUGAAUCUUUGAAAGAGACUAAUUAUUUGUGUGAUGAAUUUACGAAGGAGUACGACUUCAGGAAGGUUAAGCUUGUCUAUCCAUUGGAUUGGAAAAGUACAACAACAAUGACCCAUAGUGCAAAUGAGCAAGUUGAUUCCUUUUAUCAACAGCUUUCGCUACCCUUUUUGAAAGAGUAUCUACUCAAGAUCCUUGGGUUUUUGCUAUAUGACAAGUUCUUGCAUAAGUCCACGGACUACAUCUUUGCUUAUAACACCUACACUACCACAGAGGAAUUUUGGGAACAGUUCAUGACCAAGGUUUCUCCACAUUUGUCGAGGUUCAUUAAGGAGAAAUUAACAACAGAAGACCAGCUGAUUGAAUUUAAAAAUUUCCUGGGAAUAUUAAUUGCCAUAUUGGAAAAUAUGAAGCUCAACAGUGAGUCCAUGUAUAAAAUUCAAGUUCAAGUGUUUGAAAAGUACUGUGGCCUUUUGAUUCAUGUUUUCGACAAAGAGUUCACUAAUCUGCUGAAUGAUGAUGAUUUCAUGCCUUUGCCGAUUUCAGACAGAAAUUUCUACGAGAAGGUGAUGAAGUUGUGCUGGAUGAAACCCGACAGCGUUCCUAUUGUCACCCAAGAUGAUGCAAACGGUUUCUCUGUCACCUUGCCGUUUUCCCCGCUAUAUCCAAUGACCUGCGCUUUAAUCAAGAAGUCAUAUGCUAAUAUGCUCCUAUUCCUAAAUACCUUUUUCCAGCAUGAUCUCUCCUACUUGAAUAUAGUACUGGUGAGGACAGUAGACGAUAUCUUUAUUAAAGUGGUUAACAACAAAAUAAGAUCCAAGUUAGAUACCACGUCCAGAGAGGAGAUUGCACAGAUUUUGAUCAACUUAGACUACUUUAUUGUAGCGGCAAAAGAGUUUAGUGAUAUCAUGACAAAAGAAAACAUCACACAGAAUCCAGAUAUAGAAAUAAAACUCUCCUCUACAAAGCAAUUGGCUGAUACCAAAAAGUAUGCGGAAACUAAGUUGAUAGAAUUGAUUGACAGUAAAGUCACCGAUCUGAUGGAAUUUGUGGAAUUGGACUGGACCACAGAGGAAGUCAGGGAUGAACCCGGGCUAUCUAUUCGCGACAUUGCUCAAUUCUUAGAGAUGAUGUUCACUUCCACGUUGGCCAAUCUACCGUAUAGCAUCAAGUCCCUUUUGAUUUUCCGGGAAUUUGAUCAGCUCACCCGCAAGUUCCUCGAACUUCUCGUUCACGAAUCUCCCUCUUAUAUUACCACACAGAGCGUUGCAAAUUUUGAGACUGACAUGAAGUUCCUGGAGAACGUCAUCUCCAAUAUAUUUCCUAACGAAAGCACCGAGCAGAAUGUAGAAAUAUCUCCUUCUACACCAACCACUCCGGUCGCAGACAGUUUUAAUGUCAAGAGUCCUAACAUGAUUGAAAGCAACGUCCGGUCUCUUUUCUCAACUUUUACAGACUUGAAUCAGCAUAUUCUUUUGAUGAAAUCAAACAACUUCGAUGAAUAUAAGGAUUCUAGUAUAAGGAUGCGGAAAUACCCCCGUAUCAAACCGGAAGUUGCGCAUUUGCUGAUGAACAAGCUCUCCAGGCCAACCACUGCUACCACUGAUGGUGACAAUACAACUGUGUCGGAUUAUAGCGUCACCAGUAAUGGCAGGUUCGCUAAAUUCUUCAACAGAGGUGGCUAA